CCCUGAAUAACGUAAUGAAAACAGUUGACGUUUGCUCGUGUUCGUGUUUACUUCGUUAGUGCAAAGGGGUACGCAUAUCGUUUGACAUAAAUAUUAUUAUUUUUUUUUAAUUAAUUAAAAUUAAACAUAAUUAUAAACAACAACAAAUAUAAUAAGAAUAAAAUAAAGGCCUUUUAUAGUAAAGAAACAAGUGAAGUGCUUAAAACAAGGAAAAAAUAUUUGUGUACAAAAAUAAGAGAAUAUCUGAAAAGAAAUAUUAGAAAAUACCUACAACAAAAAUAAUAAAAGAAAAUGUAAAAAAAUUAUUGUAUAUAAAUGGUAUUUAGGGCAUACAAAAUUAAUGCAAAAGAAAAUAAAUUUCAAACAUAAUGGCAACAAGAAAGUUUUCAUAAAUAUUAAAAUAAAAGUGAUACCUAUAAAAAAGCUGAAAUAACAAACAAAUGUUUAUAAAUAAAUAAAAAAAAUUACCUAAAAUUAAAAUCUUAAAAAAUCAAGACCACAAGUGGUUUCAUUAAGAACAUUUAGUGUGAGUGUAUGUUUUUAAACUACAACAAAAGUUAUAAAUAAUUUUUUACAAAAAAAAAGAAGUGUUCUUUUGUUUAAGAAAACUUCAUUACAUAGGUAUUUUGUUUUUAUACCAACAACAAAAUUAUUAAGGAGAAAAGAAGUUCAAGGGUUUCUCUUUUAUGCAGUGCAUCACUAAUUAAUAAAGAGUAGUUCACACACAGCAACAGCUACAAAGUGUUUGGUUUGGUUUGGCGAUGUCGUCGGUUCAUGCAAGAUGGCGUUUUUGAAAAGCAAACAUCUGCGAUAACUGCUAUUAAAUGUCAGUUAUCAUUGUCAUUAAUCGUUAACAACUUAUUGAGUAUUUUAGAAUAGAGUGUGUUGAACUAAGGAAAAACGAAAAAAGAAAUUAACAAAGAAAAGAAAACUGUGAUUUUAUUUUUGUGAAACUAAUGGUGUCUUGUGAAAAUGCCUUCUGCGAAUACCGAAGAGUUGAGGCGAAAGUUUACAGUUGUACAACAGCAGAGAUCGGCUCCGCCAGGCUUUACGGGGACGACAACGCCGACUGUGAAUGCGGCCGCAGUUUACGAUCCCCUAAAUGCCUCUGCCAUACCACUAAGCAAUACAGCGACGGGUCUGUUGAGCUUACAGGAGCCCGAACGGACCUAUGUGUUUCCGGGCCCCGGUGGUGUUGGUGGAAACGUUAUCGGUAGUACGGCCACCGGUGGUAUACCCGGUGUAGCUUUUAUAAAUCCCAAUCCACAUUCGUUAAUGGUGGCGGGGUCAGGACGAGGCCACUCACGUUCUGUCAGUCAUGGUGGUGGCGCUAUAUUGGGCCCUAGCGGCCGUCCCAUCAAAUCGGCCAUGAAAGGCCAUCAACGGGCCUUUUCCCAAGGUCAGAUCACCGAUUCUCCCGGAGCAUCUGCCACGCCUCGUGGCCAUAGUCGUGUGGGCUCUAAAACCGAUUUCAUUUUACCUCCCGGCCACAAAGAAGAAAACGAAACCCGCGAAUUUGGCCCCUCGGCACCCUCCUCUGCCGCUGGCCGUGGCCAUUCACGUCAGGCCUCUCGCUCCGAAUCGAUUUACACACUGCGUCGUUCGGAGGCGCCGCCAUGGUGGAAACGUGUCGGCAUUUGUCGUACAGAGAAUCUGGAAGAGCGUCCCUAUCGCGUUGUAGUGCCAAAUCAUACCGUACCCCCGAAAACGCCCAAACGUGAUCAUCCCAAUGGUCAUUUUGUGGGCAAUAAAAUACGCACUACCAAAUACACGCUGCUGUCAUUUAUACCGAAAAAUCUUUUAGAACAAUUCCAUCGGGUGGCAAAUUUGUAUUUUAUUUUUAUCGUUUUACUCAAUUGGUUUCCGGCGAUAAAUGCGUUCGGCAAAGAGGUGGCCAUGAUACCGGUGUUAUUUGUGUUGGGUGUGACGGCGGUUAAGGAUUUGUUCGAGGAUCGCCGUAGACGGUGUUCGGACAAGAGGAUUAACAAUUCGACGUGUCGCGUUUAUGAUGGCAAUCUGAAAGUUUUAAUACACGAAACCGAACGUUACAAAAGAGUGAAAUGGCAAGAUAUACGUGUUGGUGAUAUUGUACAUUUAUCAAAUAAUGAAACCGUACCUGCAGACAUACUGCUAUUACGUACCAGUGACUCCCAUGGGGUCUGUUAUAUUGACACUUGUGAUUUAGAUGGUGAAACAAAUCUCAAACGAAGAGAGGUGGUGCGUGGUUUCACCGAUAAACAAAAUAUAUUUACACCCAGUAAAUUUGUAAGUCGAGUGGAGGCUGAUGCGCCUACCACAAAAUUAUAUCGUUUCCAUGGGGCCUUAAUACAUCCCUCGGGGGAAAGAGUACCAAUAUCAACAGAAUGUUUACUAUUAAGAGAAAGUAGACUUAAGAAUACCGAUUUCAUUGAGGGUAUUGUAGUAUAUGCCGGACAUGAAACAAAAGCUAUGUUAAAUAAUAGUGGACCACGUUAUAAACGUUCCCAGGUGGAACAACAAAUGAACAUUGAUGUUAUAUGGUGUGUAAUUAUAUUGUUAAUUUUAUGUGUUGUUGGUGCUGUUGGUUGCAAAAUGUGGCUUAGCUCUUUUGAGCAAUUCCCUGUACCUUAUUUACCCUUCGAAGUCGAUCCCAGUUACGAGGGUCUUCUCAUCUUCUGGACCUACAUUAUAAUCCUACAAGUUAUGAUACCACUCUCAUUGUAUGUUACAAUCGAGCUGUGCAAGAUAUUACAAGUUUUCCAUAUACACAAUAAUGUCGAUCUCUUCGAUCGCGAUACCAAUAAACAAACCGAAUGUCGUGCUAUGAACAUUACCGAAGAGUUGGGCCAAAUUCAACAUAUAUUUUCGGAUAAAACUGGCACACUAACGGAGAAUAAAAUGUUAUUUCGUCGCUGUGUGGUGAAUGGCAUCGAUUAUAAUCAUCCGCCUUCGGAAUUGGAAAAGGCCUACUCGAAGCCGGGCUCACCGGCUCCACCUUUGGUGGCGAAUGCUACCCUCAUCAGUGAUAUGGCGAUUUUAAGUUCUUCGGGUAUUUUCCUGUCGCAAAACUCGCAGCGAAUACAAGAGUUUUUAGUGGUUUUGGCGAUUUGCAAUACAGUGAUUGUGAGUGCGGCGCCACAUCGUGAUCUAAUGAAUGCCAGUGGCAUUAUUGAGGUGCAAAGUAAUAAUACCUCAUUGGUGGGAGAUUCAUCGGUGACGCUGAAAGGUGUAAAACCCUCAGCUGGCCAAAAUGACUUAUCCUCAUCGCCAGCCCCCUCUCUUAGCAAUAAUAAAUUGGCAUCGGCCAUACCGGCCGAUCGUUACAUACGCUUAGCUGAAUCACGCUCUGUGACACCAUCACCGCCACCAAAUUUAGCAUUUAACAUUCCUACACAAUCGCACAUACCAUCUCUGUCACCCAUCAGUAGUUCAGCCGAAUCGACACCCACCUCAGAGUCACCGCCAAUGAAAUUGAAAUCAAUAUCACACGCCAUCUCGCCCACAGGACGUGCUAAGGCGGCUAUAAACUCAAAGAUUAAUAGUAUUACAACGUUUCUAAAUGCCAAGACACAAAACAAACGACUGGCCAAUAAAUUACAACAACAAAAAAAUAAUCCCACAUAUCAAACACCAGAUGGUCGUCCUCUAUAUGAAGCCGAAAGUCCCGAUGAAUUGGCUUUGGUUAAUGCCGCUUACAGUUACGAAUGUUGCCUUAUAAAUCGCAGUCCAAAUCAUAUUUUGGUCAGUGUGCCCAACAAGGGUUUGGCGGAGUAUGAAGUUUUGAAAAUUCUUCCCUUCGAUUCCAGCCGCAAAUGCAUGUCUAUUGUGGUCAGGCGUACGGGUACACAAGAAAUUAUUUUAUACACAAAAGGUGCUGAUAGUACCAUAAUGCCAGUGCUGGCGCCCUGUUCCCCCAACUCAGCGGAAGGCCUGAUACGUGAAAAAACCCAACAGCAGUUGGAUCGUUAUGCUCGUGAGGGUUUACGUAUUUUAGUAAUGGCCAAGCGCAAUCUAAAUGCCGCCGAAUACACAGAUUGGUGGGCGAGGCAUCAGGAAAUUGAAAUGUCUAAUGAAAAUCGUGAGAGACGUUUGAGGGAUUCGUUUGCCAAAUUGGAAAGUAAUUUAGUUUUAUUGGGUGCCACUGGCAUAGAAGAUCGUUUGCAGGAAGGUGUGCCCGAGACCAUACAAUCCCUAAUGGCUGCUGGUAUAUCGAUAUGGGUGCUGACUGGCGAUAAGCCAGAGACCGCCAUUAAUAUUGCCUAUUCGGCGAAAUUAUUUACACAACAAAUGGAAUUGAUUAGAUUAACUGCCCGUUCUAGAGAUGCUGCCGAAUCUGCCAUUAAUUUUUAUUUAAACGAAAUAGAUGCUGCCAAAGUAACAUCAUUUGAAGGUAGUCCUCGUAUAAAACCACGAGCUUUAGUGGUGGAUGGUAAAACUUUAACAUUCAUAUUGGAUUUAAGAUCAAAAUUGAUACGUCCGUUUUUAAAAUUGGCCAAAGGCUGUGCUUCAGUGCUGUGUUGUCGUUCUACCCCUUUGCAAAAAGCUUAUCUUGUUAAAAUAGUCAAAGAGGAAUUACGCCUGUGUACAUUGGCCAUUGGAGAUGGUGCCAAUGAUGUGUCUAUGAUACAGAUGGCAGAUGUAGGUGUUGGCAUUUCCGGCCAAGAGGGUACUCAGGCUGUAAUGGCGGCCGAUUUCACUGUGGCCCGUUUCCGCUAUCUGGAACGUUUGCUUUUAACGCAUGGCUAUUGGUGUUAUGAUCGUUUAUCCCGUAUGAUUUUAUAUUUCUUUUAUAAAAACGCUGCCUUUGUUUUCCUAAUAUUUUGGUAUCAAUUAUAUUGCGGAUUUUCUGGUUCCGUAAUGAUGGAUCAAAUGUAUUUAAUGUUGUAUAAUUUAAUAUUUACCUCGCUGCCUCCAUUAGCCAUUGGUGUCUACGAUAAACGUGUGCCAGAGGAUUUACUAUUGAAAAAUCCAUAUCUUUAUAAAAAUGGUCGCUUGGGUUUAGGUUAUAAACCUCACGAUUUUUGGAUAAUAUUAUUAGAUUCCCUGUAUCAAAGUCUGGUGGUAUUUUUUAUAGCUUUAUGUGCCUAUGCAGGAUCAGAAGUUGGUAUAUGGGAAUUUGGUGCCACCAUAACGGCUUCCUGUUUAUUUACGAAUUUAUUACAUGGUGUUAUAGAAAUACGUUCUUGGACAAUACUACAUGUGCUUUCAAUGGUUUUAAGUUUGGGUUCAUUUUAUUUAUUUUCAAUUGUUUACAAUUCCAUGUGCGUCAAUUGCUUUGGCCUUCCUUCGAGUUAUUGGGUGAUAUUUCGUUGUUUUGCUUCCGCCAUACAUUGGCUGGUGAUUGUUUUAUCUGCCGUUGUAGCCAUUUUACCACGUUUGCUAUUUACUGUCUUAAAAACCACCCUAUUCCCAGAUGACAGCACCAAAGUUUUAUUGAAUAGUAAGCGAGAACGCAGUAGAGAAUCACCGAUUAUGGGUCUAAGAAUCAGAUUAUAACAUCAAUUACCUGAUUAUUACUUAAGAUCUUAUAAAUUUAAUUCUAAUUAAAUUUUAAA
Molecule: messenger RNA, 5534 nt
Organism: Calliphora vicina (urban bluebottle blowfly)
Lineage: Eukaryota; Metazoa; Arthropoda; Insecta; Diptera; Calliphoridae
Product: phospholipid-transporting ATPase VD
Exons: 17
Coding region: 973-5475 (1500 amino acids)
Biological process (GO): phospholipid translocation
Cellular component (GO): plasma membrane
Molecular function (GO): ATP hydrolysis activity; ATP binding; magnesium ion binding
Source: RefSeq, a predicted model, not a curated record